Messenger RNA from Trichoderma virens Gv29-8, 1260 nucleotides. RefSeq lists its product as uncharacterized. Lineage: Eukaryota; Fungi; Ascomycota; Sordariomycetes; Hypocreales; Hypocreaceae. The annotation marks the transcript as partial. The transcript is spliced from 2 exons. The record is from RefSeq and is a predicted model, not a curated record.
UCAUGGAUGGACCUUCCCCCUGAGAUUCGCCUCAUGAUAAUGAAAGAGGUCACCUGCGAAAAGUUUCCUGGAUGGACUUCUUGUGCGGCCAUCAACUUUGAAUGGCAGGAUUUCAUAGAAAAAGAAAACUACAAGAAGCUGAAUCUUGAAGUCCCUUGUCUUGACGAAUUGAACGUCAUGAUUCCGCAGCACAAGAGACAUCUGGUCCACCACAUCUGGUUCGAAAUCGAACUAUCUAGAGACCCAUACUCAUGCUCCGCGAGCUGGAAUUCCCGUCCAGAAAGUACUGGUAGAACCGUCAGAAAGGCGAUCCGGAAACUAUUCACCGCCCUCAGCACCUGGCAAGAGAGACAACAUGGCAAGUUGACGCUGGAACUCAACGUCAUCUCGCCCAGCGACUCCGAACACUGGUUCAAGCCGCUGUACUUUUCCGACGGCCGCACCGGGGAAGACGACGGCCCCAUUGGCCGGAUUCACGACCCCCGACAUGGCUGGGUCGACGGCAGACAAGUCUCCUUGGCGACAGAGUUGGCCGUGCAACGCCUCUUCCGGCCUAUCAAGCUGGACUCGAGUUUCACCAGCAAGCCGCUUCCUCGGGUCAUCGGUGUUACUGGCUUUUUGUCCAGGGGCGUCACCAACCUGGUAGUGUUUGAGGACUCGCCCAAAUUCUACAAAGUUCUUCCCCAAUACACUCCCAAGGAGGCCACGACAUUCACCAUCAACUCGAUUGCCAUUGCGGACGGCCUAGGCGACGCUUUUGCUAAGAAGAGCUGCGGCAUGAAGCACCUCGCCGUCUCAUUCAUGGUCGAUGCCCAACACAUCUUUCGGCACUGCAAGCCGUCGUGGACAUGGUCACAACUGAAGAGUGUGGCGCUCACUUCACAGCUCCUGAGAGAUAGCCUGGACACCCACGACAAGAUUGGGGACUUGCUAUGCAGGGCAGCGGCUCUAGCGAGGCAGAUGCCCGAAUUAGAGACCUUUGUGCUGUGGAACGGUGGAAAGGACAACGCCUGUGCCUUUAUCUACCGCGUCGACGGAGGCGAUGUGUCCAUCGCCUGGCGCGGGACAUGGCGUCUGGAGAUGAGCCCUGAUGUGGUCAAGGCGUGGGAAGCAGCUGCCUCGAUCCGGUCUGAUCGCGUUCUCACGAUACACCAGGAGCGCAUCUCAAGCGACGUAAACUGCGUUGGAGACGCCAUCCACCACUUGAAACUCCCCUGCCAGGUCGCUGAGCCUGCAUCUCUGUGGCAGAUACGCAGGGAG